ACCACCGCCGCCAGUGCACAGCGUCAGUGGCCGUGCUUUGUACACUCGGAAUUGUACAAGUUGUAUUCCCGCUAGCCUAUAUAUUUUUGCGCUGCUUAGCAAAUGUAUUUUUGAAAUCCACCGUUAGUAGAUACAUACAUGAACGAACAAAUUUUCUGAAUCAAAUGAAAAUUCUCAAACAGCUGUUGCGUUUCGACGGGGCGACUACGCGCAAAUAUUGCUGACUACAAAAUUAUUGUGAAUAAAUUGUCGUAUAAAACGAAUUAGGAAAUUUAGUGAAGAAUUAAUUUGAACGCGAAUGUGUAAAAAUUAGUCCUUAAAUAUCAUCAGAUAAUUGGUGCAUUUUGGUUAUAACGAAGUAAAUACGUUUCAGUGAAUUUUUGUGAAAAUUUUCGAAACAAAACUCGACGAAGCGACAAAGAAAUAUAGUUUAAGCGUUUUUAGUGAAAUACCGAAAGAAUAACUUAAGAAGUUAACAGUAAUUGUUGUAAGUGUUUAAAAGCGAUGUUCUAGAAACAUCAACCAUCUACGUCAAAAUACAAAAUUGUUAAACUCGAUCAGCUGAAAUAUCAACACAAUGCCUUUCGUUGCACCGAAGAGCACAGCCACCAGUACCACUGGUCGCACCACCUUUCGCCCGCCAUGGGUAAAGGACGACACGACCACCAAUGCCAAGCCCACAGUACCAUGGGCGAAGAAGACAGCAGCUGCAGCAGCCGAUAAGGAUAAAGAAAAAGAGAAGGAGAACGGCGAGAAACCCGGGUCUACUGCAGCGCUCAAGAAAACCGCGGCACCAGCAGCCAAUUCUAUUGCAAAGAAAGCAACAGAGACAACAGCGACGACCAAGAAAACUGCUGAACCUCUUAAGAAAGCUACAGUGGAACCAGCUAAGAAAGUGGUUGCGCCCGUUAAACGAGAUGCAGAGCCCGCUAAAAAGGUGGUGGCGCCGGUCAAGAAAACGCCAGAACCUGUAGCUGCCAAAAAACCCACAAUAACGCCUGCGUCCAAAACAGCUGCUGCUGUAAAAAAGAAGGAACCAACUCCGUCAUCAUCUGAAGAAGAGGAAACUGAAGAGGAGGAGGAGACUGAGGAAGAAGAGAGUGAAGAGGAGGAAGAAAGCGAAGAGGAGGAAGAAAGCGAAAUAGAGGUGGACGAGAAAGAGCUGGAGAACCUCGAAGGGCUUUCCGAUCUUGAAUUCUCCGAAAACGAAUUUACACAACCCUCGCUACGCCUGGGCGUUAAGCUCAAGAAGACACCACAAGUCAAGAAGAAGGAGAAUGAAAGUGAGUUAUCAAGACGUUUUUCAAUUGAAAAACCCAAAUUACGGCCAGUCAUGGUCAAACGCGAUAAGUCAAUGAAAAAGGUAGAAGGUGAUAGCGGCGAUGAAGAGGAGGAAAACGAAGAAGAACACGAACGUCAAUUACGUUUUAAAUUAGAGAAGCCAAAAUUGCGGCAUGUGAAACGCGAAGAGAAGCCCUUGCCAAGCAAGAGCACCGAGGAUAUUAUGAAAAUACGGCCAGUAUUGAAAAAGGUAUCGAAAAUCGAUGAAAUACUCAAAGAGCCGAAAGAAGAGCCAAAGCCUGAAUUCAAAACGAAACAGUUGCGCAAAGCGCCGGCAAUCAAACGCGAACCCAGCAUUAAAAAUGUCCCCGCACCUCCACCGCUGCCUUCGUUGGUACCCAGAGCGCCACCACCACCACCACCACCAGGCGGCCCUGGCGAGAAGCGUCAGCUGAAUGAAUCACAAAAGGCCACCCUAGAAAAGCUUAAAUCUCAGCCAAUUCUGACAUGCAAAUCAAUGACGAAAGUGGAUAAUAAAUUCAUUUACGAAACAGAGAAGGACAACUCGCACAAUAAACUACUCAAACAAAUUCAAGGUGGUAUUAAACUGAGAUCCACACAAACAAAUGAUCGCAGUAAACCAUUCAUCGAGGGAUUGCGGAAAUUCCGCAAACAAAUGACCAUCGAGGAGCAGAUACAAAAGUCCCAGUCGAAGAUUAAUUUGCUAGCAGAGGCUGCUACUGCUGCUGUUGGUGCUGCGAGCGGAUCUGCUGGCACCAGCGACCCGGCUGCCAUUACUAACAGCAUUGUGGCCGCUCUCUCAAUAGACGAUCCCAGCGGUGAUGAGCUCGACGAUAUUGAUAAAAUACGCGAUGACUUGCAAAGCACGAAACAAAUGUUGGCGCUCGAACUGCGCAAUCGCGAAGCGCAGGAACGUGAAAAUAAGAAAUUGCUUGCGCAAAUAGCUACUUUAGAAGCGGAGUUGGAACGCGAGAAGUCGCGCGAGAAGAAUCUAGAAUAUGGCUCACGUAUUAUUGUGGCCACCAUGGAUCCCACACCGGCAAGCGAAGAGGCAUACAUGAAUUCACUCAAGCAGGAAGCAGAAGACGCACGCAAGACGGCCAAGGAUCUUGAGAAGAAAUAUCAUGAUACAGGCGAAUUACUUGAUCAAGCGAAGAGCGAGAUUGAAGAGCAAAAACGUUCGAUACAGUUGCUGGAACGUAAAUUAGCGCAGGCAUUGCAGGGUAAUGUGACGCCCACACCCUGUCCCAUAUGUAGCAGAAGGCAGCAAACCAAAUUUUUUUACUCAUACGAAGACUCAGAUGAUGAGAAAUCAUAUUAUGGCUUUGAAAACUGUGCUAAUUCCUACACUAACAACAAGGGCGGUGGUUCUUUGAAUGGCUCAAGGCGUCCAAGCGAUGUGCAUGGCGGACGCGACAGCUCGCCGGAAUUAGAUCUGGAAAUGAGUGAGAGUGAUCCUGACGAGCCGGAAGAGAAAAAGGUGGAACGCCGCGAACGGCGCUUGACAAAGGAAGUGAAAGUGCUUAGGAGCAAAUUGACUAAGGUAAAGGUUAAGCGAGAAGCCGCUAAAAAGGAGAAAUUGGCACUAAAGCAGGCUAUGAAAAAGAAUCAUGUCAUACUCAAAGAGGAAAACAAGAAGUUCAAAAAGUUGGAAAAGGAAGUCCAGAAGAUGGCUGCCUCCAUGAAGGAAGAGGAAGAGGAUGAGGACGAUGAUGAAGAGAAGGAUGAGGAGGUUGAGGAGAAUGAUGAGGCAGAAGAGAGCGAAGAGGAGGAAGAAGAGUCGGAGGAGUCGGAAUCCGAAGAAAGCGAAGCGGAAACAGAAAGCGAGUCCGAAGCGGAGGAGGCCAGCAAUGCUGAUAAAAAGAGCAAUUUGGAACCGCGCGUAAAGAAACACGAGAGCCGCCUUUUAGCUAUGAAAAAAUGCAAUGUGCUGCUACAGGCCAAUGUUGAUAAUUUGCAAGAUGAGAUCACUCAAGUACGCGCCAAGGCAGCGAACUUACAAGCUGAACUGGAUGCGGUUUUGGCUGAUCUAGGUUUCUAAACUAUAUCAAUAGAAUUUGUGUGGAAAAUGGCACAAAGGCGCGCAGCCGAAACCGAUCAUUUUUUCAUAUUGUAUUGCGAUAUUUAUAGUUACUUUUUAUGUGAAUAACUAGGACUCUUUUUUUCUAAUAAACCACUUACCUUAUCAUAUAAACGCGA
Messenger RNA from Anastrepha ludens (Mexican fruit fly), 3501 nucleotides. RefSeq names its product glutamic acid-rich protein (gene sals). The record is from RefSeq and is a predicted model, not a curated record. Gene Ontology annotation, molecular function: actin binding. The transcript is spliced from 9 exons. The coding region runs from base 578 to 3343 and encodes 921 amino acids. NCBI's taxonomy places the organism in Eukaryota, Metazoa, Arthropoda, Insecta, Diptera, Tephritidae.